GGAAAAGAUGGCGCUUCACUUGGGGCGAAUGUUACCGCACGCCUGAGUUGGUCGCUUCUUUCGAAAAUUGUUUAAUAUCAGGAUGACUGCCAGUCCAACUCCAAUGAGUGAUGCAAUGCUUUUCAAGCAAUUGGAAGAGCGGGUGAGACAAUUAGAGGUUCAAGUUCAUGGAUCCUCCUCUUGCAGUGAAUCUCCAGAUCAGAAGAGAGACACUGACUCCAAUAUUUCAGAAAAGUUGCAGAAGCUGAAUCAGCAACUUUCCUUGCUGUCUGCUGGCCGAGAGAAAAUAGCAAGAGCAUUUGAGAGAGUUGGGGAGUUGGAGAAGCUGCUUGAGGCUGACUUGGAAGGGAAGACCCUCUCAACAUCUGCAAAGCUAGAGAUUUUUAUUGCAGAGGAACCUCUAUUGAGGCAAAGCCACAGUCUGUUGGAAAAGGCCAAGGAACUUUCUCCCAUCUUAAACAGUGAACAUCUCAAGUCAGCAUCAGAUUUGGAUGGACGGCUGAAGAUUGUUUGCGCAAGGCACCUACAACAGCGGGAGGAAAUUGAUAAGCUUGUAGCUGAGGCUCAAGCUGUUUUGACCCACUGUUUCUCCUCAUUUUCAUACAUCAUAUACAAGUACUGUAGUGGAGGAGUAUUGGCUGCACGACCAUCUGAAAAAGAUAAAAUUUUGCAAUCUUCUGCACGUGAUCAAUACAACUUCAUCGCAGAUGUAGUGGAGUACACAGCCCCAGGAGUGGUAUUGAUUGAAGUGCGUGACACACGUCUCAGGGAUUGGGUGUCGGGGAAACCUCUCACAGUUUCUAAUGGAUCUGGAUUCAUAAUUGACUCUGAUGGAGUCAUCUUGACCAAUGCGCAUGUGGUCACCAAGAAACAACACAGUUCCCUCAUUGUGAAGCUCCAAGAUGGGCGGGAAUUUACUGGAAGAGUGGAGUUUGUGGACCGUUUGUCUGAUCUGGCAACAGUUCGAAUUCCAUGCAAAGGACUUCCCACACUGUCUCUUGGAGAGUCAUCCAAGAUGAGGCCUGGAGAAUGGGUUGUUGCCAUGGGCUCACCUCUUACUCUCAAUAAUACCAUCACAGUUGGUGUGAUUAGUUCAGUGAAUCGAGGGAGCAAGGAACUUGGACUUGAGCAUCAGGACAUAGAUUACAUCCAGACUGAUGCAGCCAUCACUUUUGGAAAUUCAGGUGGUCCUCUGGUAAACUUGGAUGGUGAAGUGAUUGGCAUAAAUGCCAUGAAGGUGACAGAAGGGAUAUCAUUUGCCAUCCCAUCUGACCAUGCCAAGCAAUUCAUUGCUGAGAUUGCUGCUAGAAAAGCAGGCAUGAUAUCCCCUGAAACACCAGGCCGUGUGGCAAGUGGAAAGCGAUAUGUGGGUAUCACAAUGAUCACACUGACACCCAACAUCCUUCGAAUCAUUGAACAGCGCGGGAUUUCAUCCUUUCCAUCUCAUGUUACCCAUGGUGUCCUGGUAUUUCGAGUCAUUCAAGGGUCUCCAGCACGACGCUCUGGUCUCCAAAAUGCUGACAUAAUCACACACAUCAAUGGAACACCCCUCUAUUCUGCAUCUGAUGUUAACAAGAUUGUAGAGAGUGGCAAAGAACUUCGAAUGUCUGUUGUUCGAGGGAAGAAUGUAUUUGAGGUCACUGUCCUUCCUGAAGAAUCAUAGUGAUCUUUUUUGGGUAGUUUCUUGCAACUAUUGUAAUUGGAUGUUAUUUUUGUGUGGCAAUAAUAUGAAGGUUUUCUUAAGAAGCAAGA
Darwinula stevensoni is the source of this 1752-nucleotide messenger RNA. The record is from the annotation of a GenBank genome assembly. NCBI's taxonomy places the organism in Eukaryota, Metazoa, Arthropoda, Ostracoda, Podocopida, Darwinulidae.